Molecule: messenger RNA, 1419 nt
Organism: Eruca vesicaria subsp. sativa (arugula)
Lineage: Eukaryota; Viridiplantae; Streptophyta; Magnoliopsida; Brassicales; Brassicaceae
Source: the annotation of a GenBank genome assembly
UUGAUGUUCAUUUGAUACUUUUGAGUGGUUGUCUUGGUUCGCCGGCGGGCGAUGGAGUGUGCUGCGCGGGGCUUGGGGACGCGGUGCGUUGGCCCACCGACGCGGAGGUGUGGCAACUGUGGCUCCGUGGCGUAUUGCUCCGUCUCUCAUCAGAGUUGGCAUUGGAGGUAUCACAAGGAAGAGUGUGAGAGACUUGAAGAGCAAAUGCGUGGUGUUGAUCUGCUCAACGAGUUUCCAUUUACAUUCACAGAAGAAGCUACAGUCCAGAUUAGUGAAAAGCAAGAGAGUAGGUGCUCCUUCCUCACCAAAAGGGACUUACAUCAUACUGGAAUGUGGAUCUAUGAGUGCAAAUGUGGAGCCUCCUCUCCUCGUUUCUCGGCUUAUGAUAGAAAUAAAGGUUGGUAUCUGCCAAGCUCUUCUUGUCCAUGUCUUGGCCCUUUAUCUCCAGUACCAAGCCAGCUGUGUAGUUGGACGGAUUAUUACGAGUGGAGAAAGAUACCUCUUGAUUCUCCUGUUGCUCUCCUUCUCCACUGGCCGCUUACAAUAUAUCAUGCUAUCCAAGCCACUGGGAUAGGAAGCUUGUCUCCUCGGAUUAGUAAUGAACUUCGUAUACACUAUCUUGGUCCUCAGAAAGAGCUUGGCCAACUUGGAGUCUUUGCUGAGCUGCAAGUGCUCUUCCCUGGUCUGCACAUUCGUGUCCAACUGGUUGGACCUGACGUUCCACAACUUAUGGAUGGAGAGAUAAUCUCCCUCUCGGGUUAUGCCCCUUGCAUGGAAGAAGACUGUGAUUGUAAAAGUUCUAAUGAAAUUCCCGGACACAGUAACAAAUCAGCUGGGUGUUCAGCUGUGUCCUUACAGCUUUAUCGAGGGUUGUAUCAUGAACGUUACAGUGACAUAGCGAAGGAUUCACCUCCUCCUCACAUAGUGAUUGCUCCAAACGCAGGCAUCGCAGCAUAUCCAAGCUGGUUACCAACUAUUGAACUAAUAAAAGAGAUAGAAGUCCCAGCUGUGUUUUCUGAUUAUUGUGAAGAAGCUUGUCAUCUAGCGGCUAGUUGCAUUAGAACCAUCACAGGACAACCACUUUCAUUACCUAUUGGUUUAAAUCCAUUCAGACAGCCAAUGACGGUAGAGGAGAGCUCUUUGUUUAUCCCUUGCUACUCAAACUGCUUCAUAUUCGGAAUCUAAACUCUCCUAAAAGCAUGGAUCGUCUCAUCAGUUGUUAUCUACACAAAUGAUUACGAACUUGUUUGGUGGUUGUAGUUAUUUAUGUGAAUAAAGGGACCAGCAGCAUCUGCAUACCAUCAUUUAAUUCUUAGGUGAACUUUUGUCUCCUCCCCCAUCAUGUAAUGUUUCUACUGAAAAGAAAAACAAUCAUUAUGUUUUAUAGUAAGAUAUAUAUGUCAAAUUAGUGAAAGAAGC